AUGGAAGGUCCCCCGAUCAACGAUGACGCCCAGCCGUAUGCAUCCAUGGCUGGGAAGCUGGACCCCCGACUCCUUAAAGCGGUCGACGUGAUGGGGUUUGCAACCAUGACGGCUGUCCAGCAGCGUGUGUUGACCGAGCUCCCGAACUGGCGCAGUGACUGCCUCGUCCAGGCCAAGACCGGAACAGGAAAAACCCUAGCUUUCCUGCUGCCGGCCUUGCACUGCCUUCUCCAAUCGGCGCCCCCAAGGGGCCAGGUCGCUAUCUUGAUCAUCACUCCCACGCGAGAGCUGGCCCAGCAGAUUGCAAAGGCAUGCGAUCAAUUAACGUCGCAAAUUGCGAAGCCUUUGGAGUGUCAUAUUGCUGUUGGUGGGACGGCGCGGGCCUCGGCUCAUUCGCGCUUCAUGAAGGGGUCGCCUUCCGUUCUUGUGGCCACCCCAGGGCGACUGAAGGAUUACCUCUCUGAACCCUCCACGGCGGAGAAGCUGUCGAACAUUCAAACUCUGGUUUUGGACGAGGCCGACACGAUGCUUGAGACUGGUUUCCUGGCUGAUGUGAAGCAAAUUCUUCGACUUAUUCCACCAAAGAGCACGGGCUGGCAGGGUAUGUGCUUCUCAGCAACGGUUCCGCCCAAGGUCAAGGAUGUGGUCAGUGUUGUGUUGAAGCCAGGCUACACGAGCAUUUCCACCAUUGAGAAGAACGAAGUGCCAACGCAUGAGAGAGUGCCCCAGUACCACGUGUUGAUACCGUCAGUGGCAGAUACUUUUACCACCCUUGCUUCCCUUCUCAACUUUGAAAGCAAGAAUAGCUCGAAAAUCAUUGUUUUUGGCGUUACUGCAAACAUGGUUGCCCUCUUAGCAGCCGUGUUUUCUCGCGGCUUGACUCCCCUGAAGGUGUUUGAGAUCCAUUCCAGACUCAGCCAGAGCGCUCGCACAAAGACCACGGCUCAGUUCAAGGAGGCCUCUUCCGGGAUUAUGUUUGCUUCAGAUGUUAUUGGCCGCGGCAUGGAUUUCCCGAAUGUCGACCUGGUCAUUCAGGUCGGCCUUCCAUCAAACGGCGAACAGUACGUCCACCGUGUUGGCCGAACCGCCCGUGCCGGCAAUGAUGGCCGCGCAAUCAUCCUCCUCACGCAAGGCGAGUCCUUCUUCCUGAGGAACAACCGCCACCUGCCCAUCCAGCCCCACCCGCAGACCAACGCGAUCACAGAAGGCGCUCCCGCAUGCGCCGAUGCCGUCACUCAGGCCAUGUACACCCUAGAAGAGUCGACCAAGCAACGCGCCUACUCGUCUUUCAUUGGAUUCUUCGCUGGAUCAGGUCUUCUGAAGCAGCUCCGACUCGACAAGGCCGGCCUUGUCCAGCUCGCCAACGAAAUGGCCAUGAAAGGCAUGGCAUGCCCUGAACCCCCACCAAUGGACAAAAAGGUCAUUGGCAAGAUGGGACUGAAGGGUGUUCCUGGAUUCAACUAUGGGAAUGGAGAGGACUUGAACGGAGAUAGUCAUCGAUUCCGCGGUCCUCCGAAGGGCAGGCCUCGUGAUGUGCUUGGUCCCGGAGCUGGUCACGGAGACCGGGGCAGUGGAGUUGAGAAGAAGCGUGGAGGUGGAGGUGGCCGCGGGGGAGGUCGCGGUAGAGGAGGACGGGGUGGAAAUCAGAGAGCAGGAUAA
Molecule: messenger RNA, 1659 nt
Organism: Penicillium riverlandense
Lineage: Eukaryota; Fungi; Ascomycota; Eurotiomycetes; Eurotiales; Aspergillaceae
Product: P-loop containing nucleoside triphosphate hydrolase protein
Exons: 1
Coding region: 1-1659 (552 amino acids)
Cellular component (GO): mitochondrion
Molecular function (GO): ATP binding; nucleic acid binding
Source: RefSeq, a predicted model, not a curated record